Messenger RNA from Salvelinus fontinalis (brook trout), 6851 nucleotides. RefSeq lists its product as uncharacterized. The record is from RefSeq and is a predicted model, not a curated record. The transcript has 2 exons. NCBI's taxonomy places the organism in Eukaryota, Metazoa, Chordata, Actinopteri, Salmoniformes, Salmonidae. Bases 4466 to 6097 code for a protein of 543 amino acids.
UGAAGCCAAGAUAGGCCUUUAUAUCUAUGCAUUAGCUUUUAGUAACAAAAGGCAAAGCAAAUGAACUUAUAUUACAAGUGUGUUUGCAGUAUGUUGCACAACCUGCUUCUGGCAUGCCAUACUAAUGUUUCCACAUACAGCCAAGAAAACAGGAACUGGGUCAACCGCAGAGGUCUAAGGGACUUCAUCUUGUGAUGACAUCUGCUGAUGGCUGGAAGACACACACACACACACACACACCACCCACGCACAUUCACACUCAAACACAGAGAACCACACACACCGCAUUAAUACCUAAUAGAGCUUCUAGGGAUCCUAAGCUUAUCAACAUUGUGCACCCACGGCAGUUGGGAAAUUCAAAACAGACAUUAAGCAAGGGACAUUCUUCAACAACAAUGGUGGACCAAUAAGCAUGGACUACGCCCGGACCAGAGCCAACCAGAGGACCAGGACUUCAAAGAAUCAACCUACUUUCUGUACUGUAUAUAAUCUGUAAUCAACCUGUUUUAGGGGCUCUCUUCUUUUAGCUCACUCGGAGUUCUUAGACGGAGCCCGCAUGCGCAGUACCAAAUAUAUUUACUCUGAAUAAACUGCUGAUUGUUAAACUUUAACUCCUCGUCUGAGUCGAUCCUUGACCGACUCGCUCACCUGUGCACCUCACCUUUUAUCAACAGAACUUUGGUAGCAGAGGAUGGUUUACUAAAGACCCAUAAAACGUGAGAGUGCGGGAGCGAAUUGGUGAAAGGACGGCUCAAGGAGACAGACGAGCCAAUUUGGGGGAGGACUACAAUUCUGCUCAACUCGGGUAAACUGAUCUCUGGUCGACCACUGAAAAGGUAAGCAAAACCUGUUAAAACAAACUUUGCACAUUGUCGUAUAGUCCAACACCAAAUUUAAGAUCAGUAAUACCGAGUGUGAGUAUGAAUUUUGUGUAAAUUUAUUACUAAAUUCCACCAAGCAGUGAAGUAAACGUAUGUGGUACAAUACAAUGUUAGAUGUAUUAGACUGAAUUUUUAUUGUUUGUAAAAUUAAGAUGAAACAGGCUUAAUUUUUAUUGUUUGUAAAAUUAAGAUGAAACAGGCUUAAUUUUUAUUGUUUGUAAAAUUAAGAUGAAACAGGCUUAAUUUGUAUUGUUUGUAAAAUUAAGAUGAAACAGGCUUAAUUUUAUUGUUUGUAGAAUUAAGAUGAAACAGGCUUAAUUUUAUUGUUUGUAAAAUUAAGAUGAAACAGGCUUAGUUUUAUUGUUUGUAAAAUUAAGAUGAAACAGGCUUAAUUUUAUUGUUUGUAAAGUUAAGAUGAAACAGGCUUAAUUUUAUUGUUUGACAAUUAGGAUGAAACAGGCUUAAUUGUAUUGUUUGUAGACUAAGUGUACCUAGGGUGAAACAGACCUAGAAGAGAUACUAUUCAGACAGUUCGGCAGCGUUCCGAUGAGGAAUAGAUCUGUGUUAUGUACAAUUAGGAUGAAACAGGCUUAAUUGUAUUGUUUGUAGACUAAGUGUACCUAGGGUGAAACAGACCUAGAAGAGAUACUAUUCAGACAGUUCGGCAGCGUUCCGAUGAGGAAUAGAUCUGUGUUAUGUACAAUUAGGAUGAAACAGGCUUAAGUUGUGCACCUAGGGUGAAACAGACUUAGAAGAGAUACUAUUCAGACAGUUCGGCAGCGUUCCGAUGAGGGAUAGAUCUGUGUUUUGAAUAUGACCAACAGAUUCGGUAAUACAAGGACAAGGUAAUUUACAUACCAUAACUUAGCUCAUGACUGGUUAAAUGUGUUGUAAAGUUGCUACCUGAGUUCAAAGGGGUAUGCGAAUGAGGCAUAUUGUUAAUUGAUUAGCAAACCAACAGACUGGCUGUGACCGGUGAGGUUUUAACUGUACACAGCGUUUCACAAGGUUUUAAUUGGGUCUUAUGUCUCGUUCAACUCUGAGUAUAUGACGGAGGAGCUCUGAGUUAAGACAGAGUACGAGUAAUUGUUUCUCCAAGAAUACAUCGCUGUCUCAAGGCAGUGACGGGCUAAGUAUAUUCAGAUAGUCACAAUUAUUUCAUCACCAUGGCAGCUUCGCAAUCUCCAAAACUGAAAUUUAACGAGUAUCUAGACCAGCGGGUGCAGGAAAGGGCAGGGGGAAAGGUACAGUGGAAAGAGUAUAAGAAAGUGUGAGAAGGGUUAAAGUUGAAGUGGACACAAGCAGGUUAUCUGGUAGGGGGAACACCAACCAGGGUUCAGCUGAACACAAUGGAAGGAGAGCUAAGAGAGGGGAAGCAGAGUGCAAGGGACAGCGAAGUAGACCUAAAUAAACAAUACGUAUUUAGGAAGGAAGGGACUAAGCAGAGAGAGACAGCAGAGGCUGAGUUGAAAAUAGGCACUUGGGCUAUCGAGGAGAUCCGAAGAUACCAAAUGACAAAAAAAAGCGGAAGUAAUGGCAGUAGUCACUGACAUAAAAGAGGGAGGAGACCCCACAACCCCACCAGCCAACCCAGACGAAGGACAACCACCCAACCAGCGCCUCUAUCCAAACCUGCCAGAAGAAUACAGACCCCCACCCUACUCGCCUCCCUCAGCCUCACCACCAGCUACUAUACAGGCCCCUGUAUUAACUGUGAGAGGGGGUGUGGUGAAGGGGGAAGUGGCAGUACGCCUGAUGGAGGGAACAAUCGAUGUUGUGGAUCUGGAGCCCCCUGGCGUUCUCUACUCCAUGGACACUGGGAAUUUGGGUUCCCCUGGAGGACGAUCAACAAGCAACCCAUUUAUUUUUUCUGAGGAGCCAAGACUGCUGUCACGGCUCACUCCGAACCCCAGGACACAGGAAGAACCACUGGGGAACAAUGACUUUCAGAUAUCGGGAUCUUUUUCACAUCAAAGAACUACAGCUCUCAGCAGGAUCAUAUGAACACUCAGUUUGGGGACAGAGGGGAGCCACAAAAGGGAUGGAUGACCUCUGGCGUUCCCAUGAUGGAAGAUUAGUAGCACCAGCUAAUCUCUGCCCAGAACUGAUUCGAGAAGCGCACGGCCUGACACAUGAGGGAAAACUGAAGACCCUACAAAAAUUUCUUAUGUAUGGUGGCAUCCAUACAUGAAGGAAAUGACUGACUUGUUUUGCGACAGUUGCACUAUCUGUGGAAAUUACAACCCGAAGAAACCAUACCAAACACCAAUGGGUCAUUACCCGGUACCCAAUGCCUGUUUUCAAGACAUCAGCAUAGAUUACACAGACAUGGGAGCAGAGCAAGUGAAAGGGGGAAAGAGGUAUUUGCUAGUAAUGGUAGACAGAUUCUCCAAAUGGGUAGAAGCAAUCCCAACAGCCAAAGAGGAUGCGAAGUCUGUCAUUAAGUGGCUACAAACGGAACUCAUACCUAGGUAUGGGGUCCCGCGACAAAUCAGAUCCGACAAUGGGUCCCACUUCUCCAAUCAACACCUGAGACAGGUUGAGGAGAGGUUUGGCAUUACACACAAAUUCGGUUCGGUGUAUAAGCCGCAAUCGCAGGGACUUGUGGAACGCUGUAACCAAACUUUGAAGGCUAAGAUAGCUAAGGUUUGUGCAGGGACAAAAUUGACGUGGGUGGAAGCCCUGCCCCUGGCACUGAUGGCCAUGAGGUCCUCACCAGGUGCAGGGACACAUCUUUCACCCCAUGAAAUAAUGACAGGCCGAGUGAUGCCUGGGCCGCCAAGAGAGGGAGGUCAUAUGCCCCCUCUUGAUGUCCACCAGAUAGGAAUGUCUGACUAUGUAAAAAAAACUGACCGAAUUAUCUGCAGCUCUCUCCAUACAGAUACACCGUGUCGCAGAGGGGGAGCUGACGGAUGACCAGGGACAACCAAGGGUAAAGGUUGGAGACUGGGUAAGGAUCAAGGUCCACAAAAGAAAGUGGGCAGAUCCCAGGUGGACUGGACCGUACGAAGUGAAGGAAGUUACUUCACACUCAGUCCAGGUCAAAGGUAAAUCGGGCGCACCUUGGCACCACCUGACUCACUGUACACCAGCACCAGCACCUGACAGAACACUGACUGAAGUCAGAAGCGACUUGAUCGCAUCUAAUUCGGCUACAAAUUCGGUACGCCCUGACAACUGAAGAAUGUGGAGGCGACUCCACUCCACAGGUGCCAGGGAGGGCCACCCAUGGUCUAGACAACAGAGAACGCCGAUGUUCUCUUCCAAUGUUUGUACUGUUUAUGAUAACCUCAGGUUGCAUAGUGGGAAUAAUGCUUUGGGCUUUUGAACACAUGGCUAAUAAUGUGGUCAAGAUAUCUGAUGGCGCCAACUCUACCUCUAACGCUAGUAUGCCCAGGCACAUAGUACGCAAAAGACACAUUGAACCUAUCAACCAAAAUUGCACCACAAACCAGGUUAGAAGCACCACCUUAUGUGUACCCGCUAAUGUAACCACCACCAUUACACUGUCUUGGGGGUUAUUGGGAAAAGCUAGGAAUGGCUAGGGAGGGCAUGCUCUGGAAUACACCAGAUUUAACUGGUAUAUGACAAAAGGGGGGUUUCAGGAGUGGUCAUGGAAGAGCCUGGUCGCUGAGACUGGUCCUGACUGGUCCAGUUAUUCAUCAGGACAAGCAGUUCUUAUCUGGCGGAAAAGAUUGUCACUGACUAGGACUAAAUUGCGUAAUUGGGGUUUAUCACUAAUUAUCCGACCAGGUACUGGGACGGGUUGUCAGGAUUUUAUAUUAGCACCACAUGUAGAAUCUAGCAAGGAUCUACUCUACUGGCCAGUAAAAAUCUGCAUUACACAGCAGGCUCAGCCCUCUGCUAUUACUGACCGGUUUACUGUUUUAACAUCUAAGGGAAAGGGCGAUUGGGGUCCUAUUAAUAUGGUCACCACUCCUACCACCCCUGAUGAUACCAUUCUUACUGCCACCGGAAUCUCAGGUUUCAAUAACAAUUGGCUACUAUUGACCGAACAAGCAGCUAACAUGACCCUGCAAAGCUGUGUAGUUUGCAUGGGAGCUAGGCCAUUGCUCCGCAUAGUCCCAGCCGCUAUUAGCGGAGACUGUCUAUUGCCCCUUAUGAACAAAGACAACCCACCUGAGAAAUGUUCACAGUGGGACACUGUUUAUCCGGUAGUCACCACGGUGGUCAAUAAACCGAUAUUUUCCUCCAGUGUGGCAAGAGCUAAUUUUACAUGUAUAAACAUGAUAGGUGGAGGGACAAGGUUGGGUAAGCUCCCUGAUAGUUGGUGCUGGUACACUCACAUGCUUACGGCAAAUUUUAAACCAGUGUCUAGAGCUGAUGUGUGGUGGUGGUGUGGAGGUAAUAGGUUGUUGUCACGAUUUCCUCCUACCUCAUCUGGUUUAUGUGCCCUAGUGUCUUUGCUCCUUCCCAUUACAGUCCAUCCCAUGAGUGUGUCUGAACUCAUGUCCCAAGUGGAAGAGGCGAAGUUGAGCCGACCCAAGCGAGAGGUGCACCCCACUGCUGAGAACCCGACCUACAUUGAUGCUAUUGGGGUACCCAGAGGGGUGCCGGAUAAGUAUAAGUUAGUGAAUCAAGUCAAUGCAGGACUUGAAUCGUCCAUAUGCUGGUGGUGCACCGUUAAUAAAAAUGUUGAUCGGAUAAAUUAUAUCCAUUUUAAUGUACAACGUUUAGGCAACUGGACUCAGCAAGGGUUUGAGGCAGUCCAUGGUCAACUAUCAGCUACCAGCCUUAUGGCUUUCCAGAAUCGUAUCGCUGUAGACAUGCUGUUGGCAGAAAAGGGAGGUGUUUGCUCCAUGUUUGGGGAACACUGUUGCACGUUCAUUCCUAACAAUACGGCCUCUGAUGGUAGUCUGACAGUAGCACUAGAGGGACUGAGGACUUUGAAUGGUAAAAUGAAGUCCCACUCCGGCAUCGACUCCUCUAUGUGGGAUUCUUGGAUGAAUGUGUUUGGCAAAUAUAAAACCUUGAUUUCCUCAAUCCUAGUUUCUAUCUCCGUCUUUGCAGCAGUUCUUGUUCUGUGUGGUUGCUGCUGCAUACCAUGCAUACGAUCCUUAAUAGAUAGGCUCAUUACCAAAGCCAUUGACCCCCAUAGCACGGCGCAGAUGUUCCCAUUAUUGGGCCCAGAGGAUGUUUAUGACGACCUAGGGACGGAAGCAGAGUUCAUAAGUAUGGACUGUGCUGUUGACUGAUUGGUCACGUCUCUGAAGAGACGUGAAGAGAGGGAAUAAUCAAAACUUUUCUCUGAAAAGUUUCUUUCCAGACAGUUAGUCACGUCUAGGAAGACGUGAAGAGAGGGAUUUGUAAGAAAAACUUUUAUGCUCAUAUAUGCUUGAAGCCAAGAUAGGCCUUUAUAUAUAUGCAUUAGCUUUUAGUAACAAAAGGCAAAGCAAAUGAACUUAUAUUACAAGUGUGUUUGCAGUAUGUUGCACAACCUGCUUCUGGCAUGCCAUACUAAUGUUUCCACAUACAGCCAAGAAAACAGGAACUGGGUCAACCGCAGAGGUCUAAGGGACUUCAUCUUGUGAUGACAUAUCUGCUGAUGGCUGGAAGACACACACACACACACACACACCACCCACGCACAUUCACACUCAAACACAGAGAACCACACACACCGCAUUAAUACCUAAUAGAGCUUCUAGGGAUCCUAAGCUUAUCAACAUUGUGCACCCACGGCAGUUGGGAAAUUCAAAACAGACAUUAAGCAAGGGACAUUCUUCAACAACAAUGGUGGACCAAUAAGCAUGGACUACGCCCGGACCAGAGCCAACCAGAGGACCAGGACUUCAAAGAAUCAACCUACUUUCUGUACUGUAUAUAAUCUGUAAUCAACCUGUUUUAGGGGCUCUCUUCUUUUAGCUCACUCGGAGUUCUUAGACGGAGCCCGCAUGCGCAGUACCAAAUAUAUUUACUCUGAAUAAACUGCUGAUUGUUAAACUUUAA